AUUCAGUAAAACGAUUUCUGGCUUUGCAAUAAUAACUGCGUUAAGAAAAAAAAAUUAAUUUCUCAAAUUGAAAUUAAAAAAAAAAAAUAAUAAUAAUAAUAAUUGUGUCCAAAUUUGUGCGCGCUUUUUUUUUAAAAAAAAAAUGUUACUCGUUUUUUAUCAAGAAACUUGCAGCCAAUUUUAUUAAUUUUAUAUUUAUUGACGGAGAAUUAUUAAUUAUUUCAAAAAUAAAAUGACAGCCACACCAUUAGCUUUGGGCGUUUCAACAUUUUACAUUAUUUUAACGAGUCUCAUUGCACAUUGGCUAAGGAAAUAUGUUUCAUUUUACGUUAAUCAACCGUUAAUAAAAUCUUUAUUUUUGGAAGCGAUUGCCACUGCCGAACUUUGUGGAGGAUGCUUUGAAUUAAUUAUCAUUGCCGAUAAUUGGGGAAUAUCGAUGUAUGCAAUUUAUUUAUUUUUUAUGACAAUUUGGUGGUGUUAUGUGUGGGGCGAUGCAACCGCAUGUCCCUAUACACAUUUAGAAGAUGUUGUCGAGGGAAAACAAAGUUUACGUAAAGCAUUUUUUUUAAUUUGGGCACAAUUAAUGGGUGGCCUCAUUGUUUUUAGAUAUAAUCAAUUAUUAUGGUAUCUUGAAAUUGUUCCAACGCACAAGGAUCGUGCAUUUUCCGAAUGCAGCACUGAUCUUCAGGUUCCAGUUUUUUAUGGAGCAAUAAUUGAGGGUGUAGCGACAUGUAUUUGUAGAGUCGUUUCCCGUAUUCUUGGUGACCUUAAUCCAAGAUUUAGCACAAUUAUCGAUUCCUUUGUUGGAACUUCAUUAGUGGUUGCAGCGGCCAAUUAUUCCGGAGGCUAUUUUAAUCCGGCAUUAGCAACUUCAUUGAAAUACGGUUGUCUUGGCACAACAACAAUGGAUCACGUUAUUGUCUAUUGGGUUGGAGCUUGUGCAGGAUCAAUUUCUUCAAUUAAAAUUUACAAAAUGCCAUUUAUUCAACGAUUUAUUCAUAAUGAAAAAACUGACUAGAUACAAAAAGAAAAAAGAAAAUUAGAAAUUUUUAUUAGAAAAAAUAAAAAAAAAAAUUAAUUUAUGCAAAUACGAAAAAUUUGCAAAAAUUUUAGAAACAAAUUUUUCUGCAUAUAUAGAAUAUUUUUCUAUAUAUAUAUAUAUAUAUUUUUUUUUUCUCAAUAUAUAUAUAUUGAAAAUCGAAAUCUAUUUUUAUAAAAAAAAAAAAAAACAUAUUUUCCUACAGAUUAAAAAAUUAUAGAUUUUUUUUUGGAGGGGGAAAUAAAAAAAACUGUCGGGAAAUUUUUAA
Leptopilina boulardi is the source of this 1307-nucleotide messenger RNA. It is a transcript of the gene AQP, whose product is annotated as aquaporin-11. Lineage: Eukaryota; Metazoa; Arthropoda; Insecta; Hymenoptera; Figitidae. The coding region runs from base 233 to 1018 and encodes 261 amino acids. The record is from RefSeq and is a predicted model, not a curated record. The transcript is spliced from 5 exons. Gene Ontology annotation, molecular function: channel activity. Gene Ontology annotation, cellular component: cytoplasm.